AUGGGUGGAUCAAUUCCAUCGGGACGGUUUUCUGUUUUUACAAAAUGUGCUACCCACCAGAUUGGUGUGCCCAGAUGCGUGAGGACCUGGAUUGGGCAGUUAAAAGAAAAUCCUAACGGUUUCAAUGGUGUAAAUGAACGCACCGCACUCGCCCACCGGAUGUUUGAAACCAGCAAAACCAACCUCAAAUUAUUCGAUUUGGAACCCAUCGUCAGCUUUGCCGAAGCCCUUAUCGCCCCGAAUUGCCAUGUCAUCCACAACAACUCAUUCCAGAGUUUUCCGGGUGGCGGCAUAACGGGAUGGCAUCAGGAUGAUGCCCCCCAUUUCACUGUUACAGAUGGUGAACCACCGAAGAAUAUCCGUUUGUCGGUCAUGUUUUUCACCGCAAACUACUAUCUGACGGAUGUCACCGAGAUUAAAUACGGCGGCACAGAGGUGAUUCCCGGCUCACACCUGCUCGGUACGGGUCCACCGCCCGAAAUUGAAGGAACGGAGUGGGAGAGCAAGAUUCACUACAAUUCGGGCAAAGCGGGAAGCGUCGUCAUGUUCAACAAUCAGGUGUGGCAUCAUGGAGGGCUUAACCGCAGCGACCGAACACGGUAUAUGACACAGAUUACCUACGCCCGUCGCAUGAUUGGACACAAAUAUUAUCCGUUCAUGAACUACAACAUGCCAGAGCACAUUUACAAAGACGCCAAUCCGAGGUUAAAGCGAUUGCUAGGAUUCCUUGAGCAUGGGGCAUACGGUUAA
This is a messenger RNA of Geodia barretti, 750 nucleotides long. NCBI's taxonomy places the organism in Eukaryota, Metazoa, Porifera, Demospongiae, Tetractinellida, Geodiidae. The record is from the annotation of a GenBank genome assembly.